AUGGCCACGUCAGAUCAGCCGUUGCGGAGGGAUCCGGACUAUAAUCUGCCCCACAGUUACUACAUGAAUCCACCGGUGAUGAAGCAGGGCCACCUGCAGAAGUUCGCAGUGGAGACGCUUUUCUACAUGUUCUUCAACAUGCCGAAAGAGCUCUACCAGGCCUCGUCAGCAGUGGAGUUGUAUAGCCGUGGCUGGAGAUACCACAAAGUGGAGAAGACCUGGUUUGCCUUACAGGAAGACCAGGCGAGAAACCUCCGGUGGGUCUACUUUGACCCCAACACCUGGGAGAAGAAGUAUGCCACCAAGCAUGUAGAGCAGAGUGGGUUUCUCACCGAGGACAGGAGGUGA
Effrenium voratum is the source of this 348-nucleotide messenger RNA. The record is from the annotation of a GenBank genome assembly. Lineage: Eukaryota; Dinophyceae; Suessiales; Symbiodiniaceae.